Molecule: messenger RNA, 6532 nt
Organism: Dunckerocampus dactyliophorus (ringed pipefish)
Lineage: Eukaryota; Metazoa; Chordata; Actinopteri; Syngnathiformes; Syngnathidae
Product: neutrophil cytosol factor 2-like
Exons: 17
Coding region: 288-1892 (534 amino acids)
Biological process (GO): superoxide anion generation
Molecular function (GO): superoxide-generating NADPH oxidase activator activity; protein binding
Source: RefSeq, a predicted model, not a curated record
CUACAUAUCAGUCAAGUGACAAACCUCAUAGUUCAGAUGGAUGACAGACUGACACCAAUUUUUUUUUUAUGCCAUGCGAUCGACCCACAUUACCUACAACAACAAUGUUAACAUGUGCUCUUUGAGGAAUGUGAUUCAGUAACUUCCUUGUAGCUGUUGGGUGGAGACUCCAGAGUUGUAAACCUUUUUCACCGACUCUCACUUCCCUGUUUGAGCACACGAGGAAAUCAGGAGGCAGCGCGGCUGUGCUUACCCAGAAUUCAACCUUCUUCACACCACAAGCCAGAAUGCUUUACACCGACUUACUGCAGCUUUGGAAUGAGUCCGUGCAGGCAAUGGAUAAGAAGGACUGGCAAGGAGGUCUGGCGAAGCUGGACCAGAUCACCGAACCCACAUCGGGUACACUCUUCAACGCUGCUUCAGCGCACAUCUGUUUAGGACAGCUGGAUUCUGCCCUCAAGGCAUUAGAUCUGGCAAUUGCCAGGGAUCCACGGCUCUCUGUUGCGUUCUUCCAGAGAGCAGGCGUAAUGAUUCAGCUUAACAGGUUGGAUCAGGCUCUAUCUGACUGUGUCUGGGCACAGAAACACCUGAGAGGAAACAAUGUCAUUGACUACAGACAACUUGGGCUGCGCUACAAGCUGUACAGCUGGCAGGUGUUACAUAAUGCAGCUGCUGUGUACUGUCGAAUGGGUCAGUGGGAGCAAGCCAAAGAUGUACUCUUGUCGGAAAAUCAAGGGGGGAAUCUGGAGAUGGCUUUGGACACAAUUCUGAGAAAUGAAGUCCUUGCACCUGUCCUGGUACCUGAGGGUGUAUUGUUCCGGCCCAGGAAAAAAGAUCUGGACCAGCUACAGCAGAGAGACUUCUUGGGGAAAGCCAAGGUCAUUUCCUCCAUGAUACCCAAUGAUGAUUUUGGGGGGUUUGAACCUCUCAGGGUGCAGAAGCCUGGUUUCUAUCAGCCUAAGGUGGAUGGGGCUCAGGAUUCUCGCUACAUGUGUAUAAGCGUCCCUUACAUGGCUCGAGGUCCGGGACAGUUGACUGUGCCAGGAGGUGCCAAAGUCUUUUUAUUUGAAGAAGAGGACAAGCAUGGGAUGGCAACUGUCAUAUAUGAUGGACAGAGAGGACUUGUGCCAGCAUCCCUGCUCAAGCCCGCAGAUAUACAGAUGACCAAAGGCAAAAGAGAUCAUACACUUUCGACUGGGAUCCCCCUCCCUCCAGGACUAAAGCCACCCACUCGUCCACGUCCUCGGUCCAGUUCUGCAGUCCCUACUUGGGCAGAACAGUUGACGUCGGACACACCACCACCAUCCUACACCACUGCCACCCAUGUUCAACGGCCAGCCUCAGCGCCUUCCAAUGCAGCCAGCAGGCAGGUAGCAUCCUUACCUGAAAAGAAUGUCAACAUGGUCCAGGAAACAGAAGCAGAGUCUGUCAUGGUGAAGGUUCAUUACAUAUACACCACCUCACUGGAAGUACCAACCAAUAUGUCAUACCAUGAACUGAAGGAAGAAAUUGCUCAUAAAUUGGAGCAACCAGCAUCUUCUCUCCGCCUCAGAUAUAGGAAGCAUGGCUCCCGCUUGCUGGUACCUCUUGAUUGGGAGUUAGAGACAGGCAGAUCCCUGCAAGAGGUUUCGGAGGCUGGCAGAGCGACCCUGUGGUGCCAGGCAGAAAAUCCCCUGCUCAACCAUACCAUCCUCUACCAAAUGGUGGCCCUGUAUGAUUAUUCUGCUCAGGGUCCAGAGGAUUUAGAGUUCAGUGAAGGCGACACCAUUGACAUUCUGGGUGCAGUUAAUGAAGAGUGGCUCGAGGGACACUGUGCAGGAAAAAUCGGCAUCUUCCCCAGCAACUUUGCCACGAGGGAGAAUGACACCUUUACACAGAGCUCCGAGUUUUAAAACAGACUUUAAACACUUCAGAAUUGUCAGAUGGGCUCAAUAUUUGAAACACUACAUUUUUGCACAGCACUGAGUUGUACCCUGUCAUUUCAUCACCCAUGGCAGGGAUUCAAUUAAUGCGUGCAUUAAAAAGGUACUGAGUGAGUUUGCAUUGAUUUUAUCUUCAUGUUUGUCAAACAAGAUACAGUGUAACUUUGCUAGUACACAAAUGUUUUAUAUGAGUAAAUGCAUGCUACAUUCAAUAACGGUCAUGAAAAAAGACUUUAUUGCUCAAACAUUUCACUACAUUUAUGUAGUAGCGACAUUAUAGUUAGAGUUGCGCAUUAGAGUCUCGAUCAUCGAUGGGAACCAGGACUCACACUCCGAUUCUCCUGGGAUCAUUCUAAUGUUUUUAUUUCGAUUCCUAGAUUCGAUGCGCGCUUUGCCGACCGGAAGAAAUAGACGCGAACACCAACGAAGAAGAAGCAUCCAAAAAGUUUAGCUUAACUUCAAAUGAGCUCGCACCACUACAUUCACUACACCAUGAAUGUGUGAACAUGUAGUAGCUACAUCGGACUUCCUCUUAGCAGUCAGAAUCAGGGAAGUCAAAAAAUAAAUGACGUCUGUCUCAUGCCAAAGCAACCGAGGGUUUCAGGAUGCUAGCCCUAAUAAUGAUGAUUUUUUCCUCUAUCUUCAAAAGCCUACCUAGUUCAGACCUAAUCAUAGGAGGAGACGUCAACACAAUACUUGAUCCAACAAUAGAUAAAUCAAACACAACGGGAAACAUCAGAGCACUUAAAUCUACUUCAGUCUUAAAGUACUAUAUGGAGGAGUGUGGUCUUGGUGAUAGCUGGAGGCUAAACCAUCCUAAAGACAGAGAAUACACCCAUUUUUCAAAAGUACACCACACAUACCGUAUUUUCACGACCAAAAGGCUCACUUAAAAGUCUUAAAUUUUGUCCAAAAUGGGCGGGCGCCUUACAAUGCGGAGCGCCGUAUGUGUGUGUAACCUGGUACGUUGGUAAACCUCACUCCCUCUGCCCCAAGAGCUGCGCUGAACAUGCGACCGACAGUCCGGACCUUUAGUCGCGUGGUCAGCGCCCUCGCCUCCCAUUACAAAGGUCUCGUGUUCGAGCCUCGGUGCGGGCAGUGCGAAACAGGGCGGGUUACGUGUGUACCGUGUUCCAAAAUCUGAAGUGUUGCUGUGUGACUUUUAUGAGCGCUCCGCUCGGCUGACUGGGACUCCUGCCGACACGCUGCUUAUAUAGAGGAAAGGUGGACAUGACUGAGUCGACUGGGUCGGCUGAAGAGGAAGGAGACAUCUGAUUGGCUACCUAUAUCCCCUUGGUAGAAAAAAUGCAUUCGUGGAUCGGGUCACGUCAGGGUAGUCUCAAAAAGAUUCACACACAAACGCGAGUAGGUUCACAAAAUAAAAGCAUUUGUAUAUGAAUGUAUCAACAUCCACAUAUGUUUUGAUGAAAACUGCAAAUACUUUUUGGAUACAAGAUAUAAAUAAAUUAUAUAUGUAUAUACAUCAGUUGAAGACGCACGGUGGUCUACUGUUAGCACGUUGGCCAACAUUAACAGCCUGGAAAUCGGGAAGGCCUGGGUUCGAUUCUUCCUUGGGAAUUUUUUGUGUGAAGUUGGCAUGUUCUCCCCGUGUGCGCGGGGGUUUUCUCCAGGUGCUCCGGCUUCCUCCCACAUUCCAAAAAACAUGCAGGCGAGGUUAAUUGGAGACUCUAAAUCAGGGGUCACCAACGUUUUUCCUUGUGAGAGCUACUUUUACAAAAUGAAAAUGGCCAAGAGCUACUCAUUUUUGUAACAUUUAUUUUCAGAGCUUAUUUUAAACCCAAACAAAGUGAAUAUGCUUGUUUUACCAGAACAUGAACAAAAUGCUGGUGUCCACAACUCACAUGUUGUAUUUCAGAAUGCAUUUCCUUCUACUGUUCUUUCAUUAUUAACUGAAAACCUGAAUGAAAAGCGGGCACCACGUUGGUGACCCCUGCUCUAAAUUGUCCAUAGGUAUGAAUGUGAGUGUGAAUGGUUGUUUGUCUAUAUGUGCCCUGCGAUUGGCUGACGACCAGUCCAGGGUGUACCCCGCCUGUCGCCCGAAGUCAGCUGGGACAGGCUCCAGCAUGCCCCCGCGACCCUAAUGAGGAGAAGCGGUAUAGAAAAUGGAUGGAUGGAAGGAUGUUUGUGGAUUUUUAUUGCAUAUAUUUAAAACAAUGAAUAUUUGUGUGUGCAUCAGAAAUACAUUUGGGAAACUUUUUUGGUUAUUUGUGGAUUUAUUUUACAUUUCUAUAAAAUGCCAAAUAUAUGUGUGUGCAUUGAAAAUAUUUGUGUGGAAAGUCAUUUAUAUAGAAAUUUUAACAUGCAUUUGUGAAUCCUUCUGUGUGCAUUUAGUAAUAUUGAGACUAAUCUAACUCCAUACAAAACGUCUCCCCUAAGUCAUCAAAGUAUGUCCAUGUGUUCAUUUACCUUUAUGGAACUUUUGGAACUUCUUGACAAUCUGGUGACUGGUGAUUGCCCCAAAAUCAGAUGCUCAGAGACCUGCAAAAAUGUACAGCACAAAGCAUCAGUGGAGGCAAUGGAAAAUCCAUACUAAAAAAGCAUGCUUGUCUGGUGUAUCUUUAAUGGUCAAAAUAAUAACUUUCCAUUUACAUAAAUGCAUGUAUGCAUACAUACAUACAUACAAGGUCAUGCCCCUCUUAUAUCCAAGAGAUAAUAAGGUAUUAUGUUUAAUAUACACUUAAUGGCCAAAGCAAAAUUUCAAUCAGAUUUGUUUAUAUACUAAACAAAUGGCCAGUGGUUGAUAAAUGCAUUGCAUUUAAAGUUGAAUUGAAAUGUAAAUCCAUAAUGCAACUCAAUAAGUCUUGGUCUCUAAAUUCUGCUGAAUGUAUGAAUGACGAUUUACUAGUAGAAGCGGGUGGCAUACUUGUGCACAAUUAGGACCAUACAAUAAUCAGAACACAAGUGGACAGCUCUAAGUACUUGUGUGCAUCAUCAACCCACAUUGAGAUCUGAUCACUCAAACCACAUGUAACCACGUUCAGUGUGUACACAAAUGUGAGUCAGCCCACACUGAAAGAUCUCUGACUACAUAAGUGGAAAUAUGUAUAUGAUCAUGUUUCAAAGAUUCACUGAUUACAAUUCCCACUAAAAUCAUCACGUUUCCAUCUCUCAUACCCACCUCAACCACACAGGGGGCACACAUAUUUUUCAACAUCGGCUUUAAACUUUUUUGCUCAUACUUUUUAACAGACUGCAGCAUAUGAUGCACACUCUGAGACGUUGUUUGUUUAAUUAUGUUAAACAAACAUGUAAAAAAAAUAUGUCACUAGAUUUAGAUAAAAGAUACAAUCACAUUCAUGACAUUUGUAAAAACAGAUUAAUGUAAAACUUGCUCUGAAUCAUGAGAAAGUUACUAAGAGACAGACACACAGAGCAUCACUGUAACCAUAGUGUUACGAUGGUGUUUGUCGCUCUGCUGCCGCCUGCUGUGUAUUUGCUCUCUGUGCAGCUUCAGGCGGUGUGGGUGGAGUCCCCAGCACACACCUGCAGGCAAUCUCAUCAGACACCCUACCCCGUUACCUGUUCCGCUUGGUCCGGCUCACCUUCGUUACCGCUUACUAUUGUGCUUUGGACUUGUAUACUCACCGUUGCUCCGGCUCAGGUUUGCCUCUAGUACUUCUCAGUUGUAUUGUAGUUACUUCCUGUCAGCCUUUUGCUGACAGCGUUUUGUGUUCUUGCUUUUGAUUUGUGACUUUUCUUGUGUUGUACUUUUUCCCCGCUCCAGGGAAAAAGUUAUUAAAUAUCUUUUUGUAUCUAAACUUGGACUGUUUCUCUGCCUUGGGAUCCGCCACGUCACCCGUGGCUCCACCCCUUGUGACACCACAGUAACCCAUAGAAACACACAGAUCUGUCUGUGUGGUCACUUGUGGAGCGAGGCAGCAGACAAUAACAGAUAUGGAUAUUUCUCACGUUACCUCAAUGAUCUAUUGAAUUCACUGUUUCUCUGUCCAGUUGCUGUCUCAUAACGCAGUGACCUUAAACUCAUCACGGAGCGUCUCAGCUCGACUCAAACCGGGUUUGAGUUUGUUUUUAGCUCCGCUAACCAAUGUUGCGAGUUUUAACUCGUAUCGUCGUAAAUCUUAACAGGUCCGGUCCAAUGUUAUAGGUAAAGAUGAAUCUGGCCAUCUUAUUUUAACUUCAUAACAUGUUUAGAGCUGUUACAGGGUACUUUGCUAACACUACACACAAUGUAACACAUCGCUAAUACCACAACCACAGGUAGAGUGAGCUAAGUGCAUCUGUGUCUACACACCUGCUCUCUGAUCACAGUGCAGGUGUAACAGAUGCGAAAAAAACAUGUAUUGUCAUGUCUGAAAUGUUUUUGUUUAUGGGUUAAUUUCUCCAAAAUCCCUAUUUUGUGAUUUGUUUUGGUUUCUUCUUAAAUUAUAAUUUAACCUUUGUAACUUUAUUUUCGUAUUUCCUUUGUCAUGGUAUACACUUUUAUUUUGAAGGUUCAGGGGAUGUCGUACUGCUCCUCACGUUGUCAGUCUAUUUUUGUGCUGGCUGACAGGCCCGUUGUUAUUGAGGAGCUCACGCGCAUGUCCUCUUCAUGUAUUCCACCACACUGCAGGAAUAAACUUCUGUUCCAA